CUCUCUUUCUUCUCUUUAUAUAUUAUUUAACAUGAGUAAAAACGGCGACGGUAAACAAAAGACUCCUCUCCUUACACACCUUGUUGCUGGUGGUGCAGCUGGUUUCAUGGAAGCAUGUACUUGCCAUCCUUUGGAUACAAUUAAAGUCAGAAUGCAAUUAGCAAAGAACGCUGCCAGAAAUGCUAGUGGCAAACCACUUGGUUUUCUUGGUGUAGGUGCAAAGAUCAUUCGAAAUGAAUCAUUCUGGGCUUUAUAUAAAGGCCUUGGUGCUGUUGUCUCUGGUAUUGUUCCCAAGAUGGCUAUUCGUUUCAGUUCUUUUGAAUUGUAUAAGUCAUGGAUGGCUGAUCAAGAUGGAAAAGUAAGCACCACUGCUGUCUUUUUCGCUGGUCUUGCUGCCGGUACUACUGAAGCUGUUAUGGUAGUAUCUCCUAUGGAUCUUAUUAAAAUUCGUCUUCAGGCUCAACGUCACUCUAUGGCUGAUCCUAUGGAUAUUCCCAAGUAUCGUAACGCUCCUCAUGCUGCUUACACAAUUGUUCGUGAAGAAGGUGUUCGAGCUUUAUACAAGGGCGUUACAUUGACUGCUUUGAGACAAGCCACCAAUCAAGCUGCUAACUUUACUGCUUACCAAGAAUUCAAGAGAGUUGCCAAAAACUACCAAAACCUUGAAGAACUUCCUUCUUACCAACACUUAAUUCUUGGUGGUGUUUCUGGUGCUAUGGGUCCUCUUUCCAAUGCUCCUAUUGAUACCAUCAAGACUCGUAUCCAAAAGUCUACUGCCAGUGGAUCUGGUUGGGAACGCUUCAAGAUUGUUACUACUGAGAUCAUGAGUAAAGAAGGACCUAAGGCUUUCUAUAAGGGUUUGACACCUAGAUUGUUACGAGUUGCUCCCGGUCAAGCUGUUACAUUCAUGGUCUAUGAAAAAGUGAAAUCAUGGCUUGAUCUCUUUCAAGAAAAAGUAAAAGAGGGUGAAGUUACUGCUAUUGUUUCUACUGCAAAGAAAUAAGCCUACUUCAUUCAUGUAUAUUGUUAAAUCAUGCAACGUCUUUUUUUUUAUCAUAGACAGUUUUUCUAUAUCCACAUUAAAUUCAAGUUACACGAAAUUCGACUUGUCAUCCCCACAUUUUUUUUUAUUUUAGCCGUGCACAACUUUAUAGACGGCUUUUUUUUUCACUCGGAG
Molecule: messenger RNA, 1177 nt
Organism: Gilbertella persicaria
Lineage: Eukaryota; Fungi; Mucoromycota; Mucoromycetes; Mucorales; Choanephoraceae
Product: mitochondrial carrier domain-containing protein
Exons: 6
Coding region: 32-1003 (323 amino acids)
Biological process (GO): fumarate transport; transmembrane transport; succinate transport
Source: RefSeq, a predicted model, not a curated record